Molecule: messenger RNA, 2439 nt
Organism: Anopheles coluzzii
Lineage: Eukaryota; Metazoa; Arthropoda; Insecta; Diptera; Culicidae
Gene: Gk1
Product: glycerol kinase
Exons: 2
Coding region: 1-1542 (513 amino acids)
Biological process (GO): glycerol-3-phosphate biosynthetic process; glycerol metabolic process; triglyceride metabolic process
Cellular component (GO): mitochondrion
Molecular function (GO): glycerol kinase activity
Source: RefSeq, a predicted model, not a curated record
AUGAAGAAAUUCGGCGACCUCGUCGGCUCGAUCGACGAGGGCACCAGCUCGGCCCGGUUUCUGCUGUUCCGGGCGGAGACGGCCGAGGUGGUGUGCUUCCACCAGAAGGAGCUGCGCCUGAUCUGCCCCCAGGAGGGUUGGGUCGAGCAGGAUCCGCACGAAAUCCUGAGCGUCGUGUACGAGUGCAUCGAGCGCACGCUGGAGAAGCUGGUCGAGCUGGGCGGCAAUCCGCAGACCGACAUCGUGGCGAUCGGUGUGACGAACCAGCGCGAGACGACGAUCGUGUGGGACCGCACGACCGGCGAACCGCUGUACAAUGCGAUCGUUUGGCAGGACAUGCGCACGUCCUCGACGGUGGACCAGCUGCUCGAGACGGUACCGAACAAGACGAAGAACAAAAACUACCUCAAACCGCUGUGCGGGCUGCCGCUGUCGCCGUACUUCUCCGCCGUCAAGCUGCGCUGGCUGCUCGACAACGUGCCGAAGGUGAAGGGGGCGGUCCGCGCCGGCAGCUGCCUGUUCGGCACGGUCGACACGUGGCUGAUCUGGAACCUGACCGGCGGUCCGGACGGGGGCGCCCACGUCACGGACGUGUCGAACGCGUCCCGCACCAUGCUGAUGAACAUCGAGACGCUCAAGUACGACAAGGCGCUGAUGAAGUUCUUCGACGUGCCGCUGGAAAUACUGCCCACCAUCCGGUCCAGCUCGGAGGUGUACGGGCUGAUCAAGUUUCGGCCACUGCAGCACAUCCCGCUGGCCGGCUGCCUGGGCGACCAGCAGUCGGCACUGGUCGGGCAGGAGUGUUUGACGCGCGGACGGGCAAAGGCAACGUACGGGACGGGAUGCUUUCUGCUGUACAACACCGGGACGGCGGUGAUCGACUCGUACCACGGGCUGAUCUCGACCGUCGCCUACCAGAUGGGACCGAACGCGCUGCCCGUGUACGCGCUGGAGGGUUCGGUCGCGGUGGCCGGUGCCGCCCUCGGCUGGUUGCGCGACAACCUGAACCUGAUCGGGGGUGCCUCCGAGUCGGAAUCGGCCGCACUGGAGGUGGAGAACAAUGGGGACGUGUACUUUGUGCCGGCGUUCAGUGGGCUGUACGCACCGUACUGGGAUCCGGAGGCGCGCGGCGUCAUCUGCGGCAUCACGGAGGACACGCAGCGGGGGCACAUCGUGCGGGCGGCGCUGGAGGCGGUCUGCUUUCAGGUGCGCGACAUACUGGACGCAAUGAACAACGACAGCGGCACGCCGCUGCAGAAGCUCAAGGUGGACGGUGGCAUGACGGCGAACGCGAUCAUGAUGCAGUGGCAGGCGGACCUGAUCGGGCUGGACGUGUUGAAGCCCAAGUUUGUCGAGACGACGGCACUGGGUGCUGCCAUGGUAGCGGGCCGUGCGGUUGGCAAGUGGGAUAUCGAGAACGUGAGCGUGGAAAGCGACAGUACCGUGUUUAAGCCACAAAUCAGCGAAAACGAGCGGGACGUCCGGUACAAGCGGUGGAAGAUGGCCAUCGAACGGGCGGUCGGUUGGGACAAGUGUCUGUAAAUUUGAGUGGCCACGCGCAGUUUGCCGAGCGUAGCGAGCGAUGAAUGGACGAUGGAAUUUUUAUUACUAUAUCUUUACACUGGACGAUAACUCGCAGAUAAGGUUUAAACAGUAAGGGGAGAAGGUUGUAGUUAUUGUGAUAGCGACACCUAGUUUUAAUUACGUAAAAUCAAAGCGCAUUACGAAAAUAAACGCAUAAAAUCGGAAACAGUUCACGGACAUCAUUAGCAAAAGGAUAAAAGCACCAAAAUUGAUAUUUCAAGGCUUUAAAAUAUGUCUUAUUUAUUUUCGCUUGGUAUAAAAAAGGUAAAAUCUGUAUAUAUGCGUUGAAAACGUAGGAAUAACGGGGUCGUCGCACUGCUCACCGUGACAGUGAGAACGUGGGAUAUCUCGCGCGUUUGGGGGAAACCGGGAACAACGGGGGGGUUGUGGUAUUUUGGUAGUGAAAUAAGCGCAUACAUAUAAAAAAAAUAAGUUGUAACAUAACACUAGUAUCAAAUGAAUAUCAAAAAAGUAGGUUAGUUUCAUGAGUAAUAGAGGCGAUCGUCGCUUCACAAAAUAAGGAGGAGUCACGACAGCUUUAGAAAAACGCUUCACGCGCGGGGGCAGCUUGCGUUGUUAAUCGGUAACGAAAUCAUAACGGUUCACAAACAACGACGGCGUGCGAUUAGCAUUUGCGUGUUAAUAAUCAAAUAAUAGUUGGAGAAUAUCGUGUGAGUUUGGUUUACAUAGAUAUAUAUAUAUACAAUAAUACAAUACUAAAGCGCCAAUUGAAACAAAAGCGAACGCAUUCGCCCAAAACUUGUCCGAUCACACAACAUCGAGAGAGGAGAAUAGUUGUAAAGGUAGAAAUGAGCGCAUAAAAAUUAUGAUUAAUAAACAUAGCGACGAAACUUC